This is a messenger RNA of Penaeus vannamei (Pacific white shrimp), 1619 nucleotides long. Its product is annotated as arrestin homolog. Gene Ontology annotation, cellular component: cytoplasm. The record is from RefSeq and is a predicted model, not a curated record. Gene Ontology annotation, biological process: signal transduction; G protein-coupled receptor internalization. Gene Ontology annotation, molecular function: G protein-coupled receptor binding. NCBI's taxonomy places the organism in Eukaryota, Metazoa, Arthropoda, Malacostraca, Decapoda, Penaeidae.
UGAAGAACCAACACCCAAGCUUUUACUCAGUUACUCUCUACGUGUGAGAAAAGACCCAACCAACUCCGAUGGUGAACGCCGUGAAGGUAUUCAAGAAAACCGCCCCUAAUGGUAAGAUCACCGUCUACCUAGGUCGCCGCGAUUUCGUGGACAACACCACCUCGACCGAACCUGUUGAUGGAGUCAUAGUCUGCGACAAUGACUACCUCCGGGGCCGCAAGGUCUUCGCCGCCGUCACGGUCACGUACCGUUACGGCCGCGAGGAGGAUGAGGUCAUGGGCCUUAACUUCAGCAAGGAGAUGCAGCUCGCCACCCAGCAGGUGUACCCGAGCUCCGACUCCCGCGAGCCCACGGCCGUCCAGGAGCGCCUCGUGAAGAAGCUCGGCGCCAACGCCUACCCCUUCGCCGUGACGCUCCCCGAGACCGCCCCCUGCUCCGUCCAGCUCCACUCGGGCGACGAUGAGACGAGCAAGCCCAUGGGUGUCAUUUAUGAGCUCCGCGUCUUCGUGGGCGAUCACUCCAACGAGAAGCCCCACAAGCGCAACUCCGUCGCCCUCGCCGUCAGGAAGGUGCAGUUCUCUCCCGUGGCCGGCAACAAGCGCCAGCCCAGCACCCUCGUGUCCAAGGGCUUCGCUCUGUCCUCCGGAAAGCUCAACAUGGAGGUGACUCUCGACAAGGAGCUCUACUACCAUGGCGAGCAGGUCAACGCUACCAUCAACAUCAACAACGGUAGCAAGAAGACCGUCAAGAACAUCAAGUGCUCCAUCAUCCAGCACGUUGAGGUCACCAUGACCAGCAACCAGUUCUCGCGUGAAGUGGCAUCUCUGGAGUCGAAGGAGGGCUGCCCCAUCACCCCAGGCUGCAACCUCCAGAAGAGCUUCAACAUGACGCCUCUUGCCUCCUCCAACAAGAGCAAGUCAGGCAUUGCUCUCGACGGCAAGCUGAAGGACACGGACGCCAACCUGGCCUCCUCCACCGUCGUGGCCGCUGGCAAGAACGUCAACGACGCCUGCGGUAUCAUCGUGUCCUACUCCAUGCGCGUCAAGCUCAACUGCGGUGCUAUCGGCGGCGACCUGACUGCCGACCUGCCCUUCAAGCUCAUGCACCCUGUGGCUGGUGGCUCAACCAAGGCUCCUUCUGACACCACCUACACGGGCGGCGAGGACCUGGAGUUCGAGGACUUCGCCCGCCUCCGCCGCGGCGCCUCCGUCGACCAGCCCUAGACGGCGCUCGGCUCCUCAGCCAUAUGUAACACACAGUAUACGAGCAAUCGGAAAUGCCUGCCUAAAAGACAGCUAGAAUGGGUUCCUAAGCUAGGCUAUAUUUGGAAUUUCACUCAUAUUUUUUCCCUUUGCCGGACCAUGAAAUGAUAGUUUCUGUCUCCGAUAUGAUAAUGUCCUGAAAUAUAAAUAUAUAUAAAUAUUGUAUUCCGUGAAUCAAUCAAUGUGUAUAUGCAUAUAUAAAGAUAACUUAGUUGUCCAGUUAUAAUACAAUAGUGUAGUAUGAGCAUCAACGACGUCUUAUUUAUAUCCCGUCUUAAUCUUAUAUUUAAGACAAAAUAAUUUCAAUCUUAUGAUGUCAGUGACAUGACACGACCUUUUUCUGCCAGGUCUUUUUUU